This is a messenger RNA of Coniophora puteana RWD-64-598 SS2, 996 nucleotides long. Its product is annotated as PIN domain-like protein. Gene Ontology annotation, molecular function: 5'-flap endonuclease activity. Bases 1 to 996 code for a protein of 331 amino acids. The transcript has 4 exons. NCBI's taxonomy places the organism in Eukaryota, Fungi, Basidiomycota, Agaricomycetes, Boletales, Coniophoraceae. The record is from RefSeq and is a predicted model, not a curated record.
AUGUAUGCAGCUGCAGAGGCCAUUCGAAGCCGUCACAUCAAUAGUGCUCGCAUCGGUCAAUGUGCAGACCUCAAAAUCCUUGUUAAUAAGCUCAGUGAUCUUCUUCGCCUCCCAGUACAUCCUUUAUUUGUGUUUGAUGGAAGUGAACGACCCACCGAGAAGCGGGGAAAGCACGUUGACACCGAGAAUAAGCACCAGUUGGAACAGGGGUUCAAGGACUUCAUUCAAGCGUAUGGCUUCAAUUAUCACACCGCACCGGGUGAAGCAGAGGCUGAGCUAGCAGCCAUGAACCGGAUGAAUCAUGUGGACGGAGUCUUAACUAGUGAUAGCGAUGUUGUGCUUUUUGGAGCAGGAUGUAUAAUCCGAGAUGUACUUAGACUCAUAGACGGCGAUGAUAACAAGAAGCAUCAGGUUGAGAUCCACACCGAGGAGUCCAUCCGAGCAAGCGGCUGGAAUAGCCGGCGUUUACUUCUGGUAGCGUUGCUCUCUGGGGCAGACUAUGACAUGGGCUGCGGGAUAGGUGUUGCUUCGCAGCUGGCGAAGAGUGAGCUUGGCGAGAAACUUGUUCAAGCAUACAUGGGUUGCCCAGCGCCGGAAUUCUUACGAUUUUGUACGGAUUGGAGAAGAGAUCUCCGAGACAUGCUACGCAACAACACCGAGGGGACACUAACUCGUAAGCAUGGUGGCAUAGCAGACAAUGUUCGAAACACCUUUCCGUCACUCACUGUGCUGGGGAACUAUCUAUGCCCGGUCACAUCGCACUCGCUUACACUUGAUGGGCCUCGAGAAAUUGGCGGGCUGCGCUCUCCACAAUCCCGCCAGCCGAAUGUAACAGAGGCGGUUUCUCUAUUCAAACACUACUUCAACUGGCCUUCAGCGAAAGUGGAGAAGUAUAUUCGCGAUAAUGUCUGGUCCGGGAUAUACAUGCGAGCGAUGUUUCGUGUACGUCAUACUGGUUGUCCGGAGAUCAGAACUGAUGCGUCGGCUUUAGCUUGA